Messenger RNA from Rhincodon typus (whale shark), 1423 nucleotides. RefSeq names its product aspartate aminotransferase, cytoplasmic-like. Gene Ontology annotation, cellular component: cytosol. Gene Ontology annotation, biological process: L-aspartate biosynthetic process. Lineage: Eukaryota; Metazoa; Chordata; Chondrichthyes; Orectolobiformes; Rhincodontidae. The coding region runs from base 174 to 1364 and encodes 396 amino acids. The record is from RefSeq and is a predicted model, not a curated record. Gene Ontology annotation, molecular function: pyridoxal phosphate binding; L-aspartate:2-oxoglutarate transaminase activity. The transcript has 9 exons.
UCCUUGGAGUGAGAGAGAGUAGUGGGAGAGGGACAGACAGGGUCACAGACACAGGGACACAGACACAGGGACAGACGGGGGACACAGACGUGGGUUCCCCGGGAUUCAGCUCCCGCUGACCCAGUCUUUGGGACAGUUCCCAGUCUAUUGCUGCUUCCCUGUUUACAGUUACCAUGGAGACCACUCCACAGUGUGUCAACAACACAGCUUCCCUCUCGGUUUUCCAUGAGACUCCCCUCCUGUCCAUGUCUCAGGACAGAAUCUCCAAUGAUGCUUACAACAAGGACACCAGCCCUGACAAGAUGUACCUGGGAGCCCGAGAGUACUAUGCGGAGGAUGGACAGGUCUGGACACUGCCCGUAGUCAGGAAGGUUCAGCGGCAGAUGCUGACUGACCCCACGCGCUGCCUCGAGUAUUUAUCGGUGCUGGGACAGCCCGAGUUUAACAGGGCAUCGACCGCCCUCAUCCUGGGCGGAGAGAGCAUUGCUAUUGUGGAGAACAGGGCCGACAGUAUCCAGGUUCCAGGAGCAAAUGCGGCCCUGUUCAUGGCCGCACAGUUUCUCAAGCGAUGGUUCACCAUUACUCACCCUCAGCCAACCACUGUCUACGUCUCGGAUCCCUGCUGGGAGUCACACACAUUCGCCUUUCGGGAAGCUGGCUUCACCGAUAUCCGCCGUUACCAGUACUGGGACAGCGAGAGGGUGUGCCUCGCCAUUCCACAGUGGCUGCAGGACAUGGAGAACGCUCCGGAACAUUCCAUCAUCGUGCUACACGUCGCAGCUCACUGGCCGACAGCCACGGAUCCGACCCCUGCCGAGUGGAAGGAAAUCGCCGAGGUCAUGAAGCGGAAGAAACUGUUCCCUUUCUUCUUUGUGACAGCUCAGGGCCUGGCGAGUGGAGACCUGAACAAAGAUGCCUUUCCCAUCAGGCACUUUGUCACUGAGCGCUUUGAACUCUUCUGUGCCCAGUCCUUCUCCAAGAACUUCGGCCUAUACAGGCGAGGGCAGCACUACCUCAGGAACAUGGCGAAGCGUUUGAUGCUGACAAGGGAGAAGCUGUCGGAGGAGCUGCGCACUCUGGGAACCCUCAGGCCACUGAACUACAUCAGCCGCCAGAUCGGACUAUACAUAUUCGCCGACUUCACAGAUUCGGAGAUUGAGUAUUUGAAGAAGAGGAGGCAUAUCCACCUGACGUCCAUUGGCCAGAUCAACAUCAGCCUGAUCAACAAUCAGAACCUGUCUUACGUGGCACGGUGCAUCAGUGAGGCUGUGCAGGCGGCAGUCAAACACCCCGAGACGGCACAGGCAACUCAGCCUUCGUCGCAGGCCGCCCUGCCCGUCUCCCAGCCCCUUUCCCCCCAGUGAACCCUUUCUCUUCCUCAACAGCGAGGUGCUGAUUCAGCGCGAGGGGGGCAGGUUGCCAU